AUGUUGAGAGGCAUCAAAGCCGUAUUCUUUGAUAUGGAUGGAACGCUUCUUAAUUCAAACCACAUUCCAAAGCUAGUAGAUAAAGUGUUCUUUAAAGCUCACAAUAUGGAAGUUCCACAAGAUUUACCAAAAAAGCUUUAUGGAAUGAGUCUAUUUCAAUCAUGCCAAUUCUUCACAACAUUAGGUGUUAAAGGUACUGCAGAAGAAAUUCAUAAACAAUGA
Trichomonas vaginalis G3 is the source of this 222-nucleotide messenger RNA. RefSeq names its product pseudouridine 5'-phosphatase protein. The record is from RefSeq and is a predicted model, not a curated record. NCBI's taxonomy places the organism in Eukaryota, Parabasalia, Trichomonadida, Trichomonadidae. The transcript has a single exon. Bases 1 to 222 code for a protein of 73 amino acids.